Molecule: messenger RNA, 1734 nt
Organism: Arabidopsis thaliana (thale cress)
Lineage: Eukaryota; Viridiplantae; Streptophyta; Magnoliopsida; Brassicales; Brassicaceae
Product: transmembrane protein, putative (DUF247)
Exons: 1
Coding region: 80-1594 (504 amino acids)
Source: RefSeq, marked reviewed
ACGGUACACGCCGGAAUUCCAAAUUUGCUCAAACCAAAUUUAGUCGUCUUCCUCAACAAAAGAUUUAGAGAAUAAUAUAAUGAACCCUCGUGAAGAAGCAAAGAGAGGAAACAAUGAUGAAGACAAUGGUGGUAUAGUUGUAGAAGAACCACAUGAUUUAUUUUCAAGAGAAUCGGCCCUCCCAAAGCUUCUGAGGGAAUCAGCCGGUGGAAAAAAGUGUUGCAUCUUUAAAAUCUCUCAUAAACCCGAAAACAAGAAGUACAAGGCCGCUUAUGAACCUAGAGUUGUAUCACUCGGCCCAUACCAUCACGGAAAAAAGAAUCUACAGAUGAUUGAAGAGCACAAACUUAGAUUCCUCAAGAUUUUCAUGGAUGAAGCCAAAAGAAAGGGUGUGGAUACGAAUGGUCUGAUCAAAGCAGUUUCAGUCUUGGAGGAAGAUAUAAGAGACUCGUACUCGGAGAGCCUCUAUAGUGAUGGGAAGAAAUUGAUUGAAAUGAUGGUUCUUGAUGGUUGCUUCAUCCUGAUGAUAUUUCUGGUGGUAGCUGGAGUAGUCAGCCACUCUGAGAUUGAGAAUGAUCCUAUUUUUGCAAUCCCAUGGAUUCUACCGGCUAUAAGGAAUGACCUAAUACUUUUGGAGAAUCAGGUUCCGUUCUUUCUUCUUCAAACUAUAUUUGAUAGAUCGAAGAUAGAAAAAUCGAGUGGGCUAAAUGAGAUUAUAUUUCAUUUCUUCAACUAUUCCUUACAAAAAUCAAAUACGUUUUGGUUAAAACACCAAAAAGUUGAGGCAAAUCAUCUUCUUGAUUUGAUUCGAAAUAUUUACAUGCCUGAUGUUCCUAAAGAAGAAAAAAAGUCAAAUCAUCUUCUUGAUUGUAUGAUGAUCCGGAAGAUAUGUAUGCCUAGAGAAUCAAAACAAGAAUUGGAUGUCAUGCUCAAGAAAGGAAAACAGGAAGUGGAUAUUUCCAUGCUGGAAGAAGGAAUACCAAAAUCAGAUUCGCUCGAAGAAGAAGAUAGUACUACUGGUCGCCAUCAUCUGAAAAUGGUUCUUUCAGCAAGAAAACUUCAGUUGAAGGGGAUAAAGUUCAAAGCGAGGAAAAAAGCAGAAACACUAAUGGACAUAAGGCAUAAGGGGAAACUCCUCCAGAUACCACCAUUGAUCUUGGAUGACUUUCUCAUUGCUGUCUUACUUAACUGUGUUGCAUUUGAACAGUAUUAUUCUUAUUGUACCAAGCAGCACAUGACGAGCUAUGUAGCUUUCAUGGGAUGUCUUCUCAAAAGCGAGGCUGAUGCGAUGUUUCUAAGCGAAGUAGGGAUUCUAGAGAACUAUUUCGGGUCAGGGGAUGAAGUCUCCCGAUUCUUUAAGGUUGUUGGUAAAGAUGUCUUAUUUGACAUUGAUGAAAGUUACUUAGCUGGUAUUUUCGAAGGAGUUAAUAAGUAUACUUCAAGUGGAUGGCAUGUACAAUGGGCGGGAUUCAAGCAUACCCAUUUUGAUAGUCCUUGGACAGCUCUUUCAUCUUGCGCUGCUUUGACGCUUGUCAUUCUCACGAUAAUUCAAGCCUUUUUUGCAGCGUAUGGCUAUUUUCAUCCGCCUAAGUGAUUGAUGAGGUCGGGAACAAGACUAUUUCCUGCUAGAGUUUUGUCAUGUUUUUUUGUUUUACUAGUAGCAUCUUCAUAUUUCAGAAAUAAUUAUUUCGUCUUUGGUCUCUUUGAUUCGGCUAAUAUUUGAUAUUCAAUUCA